This is a messenger RNA of Pedinophyceae sp. YPF-701, 636 nucleotides long. The record is from the annotation of a GenBank genome assembly. NCBI's taxonomy places the organism in Eukaryota, Viridiplantae, Chlorophyta, Pedinophyceae.
AUGGACAUGCUGGGAGGGUUCCUGCCCGAGCAGACGGGGGGCGAGGGCCAGGGCACGGACGCCGCGAACGCGAGGAACGACAUUCCGCGUCCGGAGCACGUCGGGGCCGCGCCUGACGAGUACGGCUUUGUGGAUGGGCACGAGGACGACGGAGCGGGCUGCAGCCGGUGCGCGAGUCUGUCGUAUUCUCAGGAGUACCUCAACGCCUUCGGGGUGCGCCUGUGCGCGACGUGCAAGAGCGAGGACGGCCUGCUGCCCAAGAGCACUGCGCGCGAGGCGUACUGCCUGCCCGCGUCCGACCUCGACAAGCUCGGUUGUAUCAAGAAACCCAACCCCCGGAAGAAGCAGUGGGGCUUCAUGGUGCUCCUCCUCAAGUCCCAGGUGGAGGCGGCGGCGGUGAAGCGGUACGGGAGCUUGGAGCGGUGCGAGGACGAGCGGCGGCGGCGGGUGCAGGAGCGCGUGAAGAAGAGGAUGAAGAAGCGGACGCGGGAGGACGACGGCGACGAGGACGAGGCCAAGAAGAUACGGGCGGAGGAGGUGCUGCGGGAAGCGGAGGAGGCGCGGAGGGAGCAGUACAGGCCGCUGCGAACGACGGAGCAGCUGCGGGAGCAGGGCCUUGACGUGGAGGAGAUCUAG